AAGGCGCGCGAGCAGAAGGCGCGGGUUUUGGAAGCCCGCGGGAAAGUGGCGGUUUGAAGCUGCAGCAGAGCUCGAGUCGGACUCUGCCGCUACCGAAAGAGAGAAAGGACCAGAGUUACCUUUCCCAAAACUGAUGAGUCUUAAAGGGUAAAAAUGCCUGUUGUUACUCCAAGAAAAAGGAAACAUAGCUCUUCAAAGGAUGACUGUCAACAUCAUACUCCCAUCAAUGUAGCAAUAUCAGGAGCACUGACAAAGAAGAGAAUCCUUGAUUUUGAUGAAGUUUCCUGUCCAUCAAGAAUGUCAUCCCUGGAAGUAGCAGACUCACCAAUGUUAAGAUGGUCACAAAGAGAUUCUGAUUCUGUUAAAGAAAUUCUUUGUGACAACUGCAUUUCACCACAGAAGUUAUCUAUUAAUAAACGUCAAGAUAAUUUACAGAAUAGAGUCUCCAGACACUCUCUCAUUAGAAAGGAGUAUUUACAGAAACCUACUGUACCUGCAACAUCUUUCUAUGGGAAGGGGAGGCAGCUAUACCUCACACCUCUUGAGAGAAAAUUGGUGGGUGCAAACAAGCUUUCGAAGUGUGACAUUGUAGAUGAACAACCCAAGAUGAAAAAUACAAAAUUGCAAAUGAAAAAGCAUAUCAAAACAAAAGUACAGUUGGCAGUUGGCUCCAGUUCGAAACAUCUAAUGGAUUCCAAGAAAACCAGAGUAACACAGAAAGGUGGAUCUAACAACACCAGGGAUCUGAAUGAAAAUGCGUAUUAUGGAUCUAUAACCAGGACACUUGUUUUCAAUUCAAAAGUAAAUGGCCAAAAAGUACAGCAGAAAUCAAGAAUCCAAACAGGUGCAGCUUUCUUUUCCACGGGCAGAAAAUCACAGAUGUCAUUCACUAAGAAGUUGCCAGAACUCAAUGCCAAGUUAGUUUCAUCAAAUACUUGGGUCCAACAUGAACAGGAUAGAAGAGACAUGAAAGAUGAUGUCAAUAAAACUGACAAAGAAGUUCUUCAAGCAUAUAAUCAUGAUAGUGCAACAUGUAAUGAGAUUAGACAGAGCUCUUACAAAAUUAAAACCAAAGCAGAAGUGGGAAGAAAAACUGAAAAAUGCAUGCAUCUGCCUUCUAACCUGUUCAAGGUAUUGCUUACAAGUGAGGUGAAAGUGAUGCUUCAGAAAAUUGAUGUGACACAAUUUAAACACCCAGCAUCAGUAACCAAGGAGAAGUCAUUUCAACAGGGAGAUUUAGCAACAAAAUGGUUUGACCAGUUUCAAGAUUCAGAGACUGAAAAGGAUAAAGAUGACAUUUUGAAUGUUGAGCACUUGAAUACUCAUGAAGCAGGUUUGGAAUUUGAAGAUCAGAAUACAUUUGAAGGAAAUAAUGACAUAAAUAAAGGUUUAUCAGCAGCUGAUGCUAUCUAUCCCAUUUUUCGUACUUCAACUGGCAGUAAAAGGCAUGAACUAGUGAAAGAUGAGACUAGUUCUGUUGAAUGUCAUAAUCCUUUUCCUACUGCUUCUGCGAUGUCCUGCCAUGGAUCCUUACAGAAGAACAAAAAAAAGAAAGAUUUUGACAAAGCUUUCAGUGACCAGCUUAUAAUAGAUGCAGGUCAGAAGCAUUUUGGAGCUGUCAUGUGCAGGUCCUGUGGAAUGAUUUAUACAGCAUCCAAUCCUGAGGAUGAAGCACAGCAUAUUCAAUAUCACCAAAGAUUCCUGGAAGGGCUCCGUUAUGUGGGAUGGAAGAAAGAGCGUGUGGUGGCAGAAUAUCUAGAUGGAAAAAUUAUAUUGAUUCUGCCAGAUGACCCCAAGUAUGCGCUUAAAAAGGUAGAGGAAGUGCGAGAAUUGGUUGAUAAUGAACUGGGAUUUCAGCAAGCUACAUUAAGCUAUCCAGAACGAAGUAAAACCUACAUGUUUGUCUCAAAUGAGAAGAGGAUUGUUGGCUGUCUUAUCACAGAAUCUAUCAAACAGGCCUUUCGGGUGCUAUCUGAACCUACUGAUCAGAAGAAUACAAAAACCAAUCACCUACUGGAACAUCAGCGUGCCUGGAGAUGUUCUACGGUGCCAGAAGAGGCUAUUUGUGGUAUAAGCAGAAUCUGGGUCUUCAGUUUUAUGCGGAGAAAACAAAUUGCCAGUAGAAUGGUGGACAUUGUUCGAAAGACAUUCAUGUAUGGAACUUGCCUGAAUAAAAAUGAGAUUGCCUUCUCUGAUCCAACACCAUCAGGCAAGCUUUUUGCAUCUAAAUACUGUGAAACUCCAAAUUUCCUGGUUUAUAACUUUAUUGGUUAACCUGAGUUUUGACUCUGUAAUCACUUACCCUGCCAAAUGUUGUACUAAUUGGUAAGGAAGACUCUAUUUGCUUUAGUUUAUACUAUACAAUCUCUGAAUACAGGUCCAGAAACCAAAUAUUCUCUUACCCCCUCGACAUUUAUGUAACUUACAAUACAAGCCACAAAUACAAAUUGGCAUUCAGCAAUUUUAAAUGGACUAUGUUUUUCAAGAUCCACCUCAUUGUGACACACUGGAUUGUUGACUCAAAAUGCAUUGACUAAGUUCAUUUGGGUUUCUACAUGUCGGAUAACAGGUAAUUAAAAAUUCAGGAAAUUUGGCACAGCCUCAGUCCCCAGUACGUGAUGUUAAAUUCAGACUAGGCUUCUGACACACUUUGCACUGUUUGCUUUUAGAUAAAUUGCAAAACUCAUUUGAAGGGUUACUAUGUUAAUUAUGUUGUUAAAAUGGAUUUGUGGAAACUUAAUAUUCUAAAUGAAAAGGAGUGAUUGAGACAUGUAAAUAUGUUUAAAUUUAUUGCUGUUCACCUUUGUCCAUUAAACUGCCUAUAAUACAGGCUUCUAGAAUGAGUUUUCAGAAACAAUUUAGUUUAGAAAAGUGAAAUGUCUGCAUAAUAAGGUUAUCACAGUUAGUGAAUUUUAAAUCUUAUCUUGCUAAGCCUAUUUUAACAGCUUUUGGCCCCUCCAAACAUUUGAUCCAACACUUAGUAUCUGUAGAAAUUGCUCAUU
Messenger RNA from Hemiscyllium ocellatum (epaulette shark), 3002 nucleotides. RefSeq names its product establishment of sister chromatid cohesion N-acetyltransferase 2 (gene esco2). Gene Ontology annotation, cellular component: nucleus; chromatin. Gene Ontology annotation, molecular function: protein-lysine-acetyltransferase activity. The coding region runs from base 154 to 2274 and encodes 706 amino acids. The record is from RefSeq and is a predicted model, not a curated record. Gene Ontology annotation, biological process: mitotic sister chromatid cohesion. The transcript is spliced from 12 exons. Lineage: Eukaryota; Metazoa; Chordata; Chondrichthyes; Orectolobiformes; Hemiscylliidae.